Molecule: messenger RNA, 4522 nt
Organism: Priapulus caudatus
Lineage: Eukaryota; Metazoa; Priapulida; Priapulimorpha; Priapulimorphida; Priapulidae
Product: RILP-like protein 1
Exons: 8
Coding region: 70-1353 (427 amino acids)
Biological process (GO): cilium assembly
Cellular component (GO): ciliary basal body; cytoplasm
Molecular function (GO): protein dimerization activity
Source: RefSeq, a predicted model, not a curated record
GGUUGAUAAUUCUUCCUGGUAUAGUGCUGUUUCAAGAUUUUCGUACGAUUUAAGUCAUUAUUUCCCAUAAUGGAUUUUGAAAACGUUGCCGAUAUCACGGUGGUCGAUGUAUACGAGUCAGCAGCUGCUAUUGGCAAAGAGUUUGAGAAGAUAAUAGAGUUGUAUGGCUCGGAAGCGAUCACAGACCUUAUGCCUAAAGUGAUCCGUGUGUUGGAACAGUUGGAGGCGUUGGCGCAAAGAAACGAACGGGAAAAUGCACAAAUCGGUGAAUUACAGAUAACUGUUCAGAAGUUGGAGUCGGAGAAAGUUGACAAGAUCGCCGAAAGGUUGAAAUACGAAAUGGAGAUGGAGCAGAUGGAGGAGUCAUGGAAGUUGGAGACAACCGAGUUAAUGCAAACAAUCCGCAGGUUACAAGAAGAAAAUAAGCGUUUGUCUAUUGAACUUGCCGAGACAGAGGGUGAGGAGAGUCAAAAACCUGUUGAGACGAUUCUGAAUGAACAGGAGUGGACUAUGGUCACUAAGCUGAAGGACUCGGUGGAGAAACAGCGGGAGCAGCUGCGGCAGCUAGAGAAGGCACUCAGCCAGAAGUCUCAGGAUGUCGAAUCUAUAGAGGCACAUGUUGAUCGCGUGACGAAGGUGUGUCGUGACCUACGGCGCAAAAAUAGGCUAGUGCAGAAGCAUGGACGCAUGGCAGUGGAAGAGAAGGCUGAUCUGGAAGCACAGCUUCAGGAUAAGCUACAGCAGAUCAACAGGCUGAAGGGCAAACUAGGCAUCACUGUAGAGGAGGCGAAUGUCAGUCUUCAGACACAGCUACUUGAGCAUGAAGAGCAAGCUAUAUGCCUAAGAGCCAAGUUAGGAAUUGUAGCCAUCAGUGAGAUCUCCACACCGGAUUUGGAGGGUAAGAUGCUUAUUGACCUAAAAGACCCAGACAGGCCUCGCUUUACACUUAAUGAACUGCGGCAGAUUCUUUGGGAAAGAAAUGAACUAAAGAGCAAGCUCAUGGAGAUGGAGGAAGAGUUAGAACAGUACAGACCGUGUUCACUAGCAGAUGACCUCUAUGAGGGCGAUGCACAAGGACCAAUCAACAAAGAACCCCUGGAGAAGCUCUACCCAAUGAGAUACCAAAAGUCUGGCAUCAAACGCUUCUUCCGGUUCUUCUUUGGAGAGGAGAGUCCGUUUACAAGUGCAAAGAGCAGCCCUGUGCACCAGCCUCGUGCAAUAGGCAUCAGGUCCAGCUCCUCCCCCGAGCCUCGUUCACAGGGCAGCAAGCCCUCCUCCCGCUCAGGGUCGCCCUCCGGAGUGCCUCCAGCAUCCCCAGAAGAUCAAGAGGUACCGGCCGGGAACGAGCAGUAGUGUCAUCACAGUCGCACUGACGUCAUCACAGUCGCACUGACGUCAUCACAGCAGCAAUGACAUCAUCACAGUAGCAAUGACAUCAUCACAGUGGCAGUGAUGUUAUUACAGUAUUCAGAGAUGCCAUUAAUGUGGCAGUAAUGUUAUGAUAGUAUCAGGUGUAUCAUUGAUGUAGCAGCGAUGCCGUUACAGUUUACAGUGAUGUCGUUAACGUGGCAGUGGUGUCGUUAAUGUGGCAGUGGUGUCAUGAGAUCAGUGAUGUCAUCACAACCAUGGUACAAUUGAUGUAGCAAAUAGGUAAGCUCAGUAGCAGUGGCAUUAUUCAUGUUAUUGUAGACAACCUGCUGUCAUUUUAGUGCUUGUGAUCUAUGAAACUACAGAAGCCUGUUCAGUUCGUAACAGAAUUGCAUCGAUGGUGUUUUUGAAGCUAUUGACUUGGCACACACCGUACUCUAUUUAGCAGCUUAUGAGAUGCCCUGCUGUUUUAGACACAUGCACUCAACAUUUGGAAAGUAAUAAUCUGGAAAAAAGUUGACUUCAUAAUGGUCGUCCCCACUACUAAGAAUUAUCAACAAGGCCGCAUCCUUGUUUAAAUAUUUUCACCCAUCAAAGUCCAUGUAUUUCACAAUUCCUCUUAAUGAUCAGCAAUGGUUAGUAUAUAUACUGUAGGCUAUUCGGAGGUGUAUAGAAUACCACAUCAUAGCUAAAAACAAUCUUAAAUAAACAGUACUUAGUAAAACUUUCCAUGACUGCUGACUGCUUAAAAUUCUCACUGAUUAUGAUCUUCGUCUUAAUACAUGCAAAUCUGCCAUAUAAGAUGCAAGAUAUGCUACUUAUUAUAUACUCUGUGGUGGCCAAAAUGCCUGCAGCCAACCAUAUGCUUGGAAGCAUUGUAAUAUGUACUGUGAACAUUUUUGCCGCCUGUGUGAAAAUGGCAGAACAAAGCCUUUCUACUUGUCUUGCUGUUUCUCUCAUAAUGAACCAAACAUGGCCUUGAUGCUUUUGCAUUGUCUGAGAAUGUUCCUGACCAUAUCCAGACUAGCUGCAUCCCUCUAUUUAGAAGCAGCAUAGCCUAGCACAAAUGCUAGAACUGCUGUUGUAGGUAUGAGAAGGUUUGGUGAUGGUUGUUCAUCUUUAACAACUAAUCGGUCAGUCGUUUAAAAAAAGCCGUUUGUGGUAGCUGAUGAUAAUGCAGAGCAAUAAACGGACAUGAUAACAUCAAGAGCUAAUAAUACCAUCAAGAGCUAAUAAUAAGAGGUAUUAUUAGCUCUUGAUAACAUGUGGGUUCUCUUUAUUUGUGGACAAAUCAGCAGGUCUAAAUAGAGCGAAUGUAGCAGCAGCGUUCCUAGUACCACCCGAAAUAUAUAUAAAUGCUAUCGUAGAAAAUGCAGUGGCCUUGCAUUCCUGUGCUGCACUGUAAGUGGCUGUAACUGUAAGUGAAGCAGGCGUACUGUAACAUUAUUCUCUUAUGUGUUAGUUGUUUAUGAUCAAUACAGAUGGUUUUCAAAUGCGCUGCAUGUUUCAUCUCGUCGUGUUGAUGUAUCUGUUCGUAAUAGGAACGCGUGUUGUUUGCAUGCUUUGUGGCAAUGUGCUUCUGUUGCUCAUUCCUAGUCAGAAUAGUUUGAAAAGCAGGUCAGAAUUGUAUAACUUGCGAGUCGCAUUAUAAAUUAGGCCAUGAUUUCGAAUUUAGUAUUCAUAUCCUAUAUUAUACGUGCUAAUUUAAGAAUAUUUGUUACUUUGUAAAUUUUGCAUAUUUAGUUGGAUCAAUAUGUUUCCGUGCAAACUAGUUGUUUAAAAAAACCUGUUAUUAGUCACGUUAUUCAGGGAGAGAACGAAUACUCUAUAAAAUACUCUAUCACAUAUGUGUUGCUAUGGGCGGCAACUGGCAAUUCAUAUAUGCAUAAUGAGCUAUAAAUAACAACACAUGUGUGAAGAGAAAUAUUGCCAAUCAUGUGCAUGGCAAACUGCUGUCAGUAGUCCAAAAGGGUAUUGGACAUUAAAUAGUCAUUCAUGUGCGAAUAAGGAGUUAUGAAUAGCAUAUGGUAUGUGAUUUAAAGUUAAGACGUUUUGGCCCUUUGGGGAGAUAGGGGUAAGCUAUAAACACUCCCGGUCUGUUCAGUAUGCUUGUGUAUGGAUGCGUUAUUGCACAUUCGCGCAACCAGCUUCAUGAAUAGAAAUAUGUGUGGUGUGCCUUUGUAACGUUUUCGAGUAAAAUUCCUGAGGGAAGGUACACUGCUGAUUGUACUUAUGUCUAGGAAUGGAUCUGAUGAAUGUAGGUAUAGAUUAAUAUAAAAUCUAGCACUGUUAUUACACUUGUAUAGCUUUGUAUAUGUGAACGGAUGAAGUUGAUGUUGUGCUUAUUAUAGCUUAAUUUUAACUGUGAUAUAUAACCGUUUGUGACAAAAUAUUUUUAUUUACAAUUUAUGCGUUAGAUUUAUGCUGGAAUUUAUUGGAUUAUUUUAAACUUCCAUUUGUGAUCUUAUCCAUUGUGAUUAUUUUUGUUUUCAGAUAUUAUAGUCUACAUUCCACCUUGUUCCUACCUUAUAUAUACCUUAUAUAUUCCUUAUUCUGCCUACAUUGUUAUUGUCAUAUUUUCCUGCUAAAUGAUUUAAGUGGCACUUUCAAUUUCAAACAUAUAAAUACGUUUCAGCACAUUCCACAGAGUCUUGCGUUUGGUCUCUGUGGUAUGACGAAUGUGGAAAAUGUCAAACUUGUUAACAACCCCGUUAUUUUAUGUUUGUUAUGCUACGAGAGUACGCGUGGUCGAGUCUGAGGGCGUCCGAGCAACGUCUUGUAAUGGUAUCCACUUGGGAUUGCACGCAAUUUAAUAUGGUGCAAUAUGUUUGUAACCGUACAUUUUAUUAUCAGGAAAAAAUGGCAUGUCGGUAUAUCAUGUUCGACUGUUGUUGUGCCCGAGCUAUCCGUAAUCUGCAAUACAACAAUACAACGACAAGCUGAUGGCAGCAUCUCGUAUGAAGUACAAGUUUUUGACUUUUACUCGGGGCAAUGCAAUGAAUGGUCCGUACCUUGACAUUUUACUUGGUUUAUUGCUCGCAUGUUUACGCAGGGUAUCUGCUCUGAAAUCGCGUUAUAUCUGCUAUUAAUGUGCAUACCAUGUUUAAAAUAUGGGGAAAAUAAAACAAAGAUGACGUGUCUGUGAAAAUCUAAA